This is a messenger RNA of Amphiprion ocellaris (clown anemonefish), 1799 nucleotides long. RefSeq names its product B2 bradykinin receptor-like. Gene Ontology annotation, cellular component: membrane. NCBI's taxonomy places the organism in Eukaryota, Metazoa, Chordata, Actinopteri, Pomacentridae. The record is from RefSeq and is a predicted model, not a curated record. Gene Ontology annotation, molecular function: bradykinin receptor activity. Bases 195 to 1253 code for a protein of 352 amino acids. The transcript has 2 exons. Gene Ontology annotation, biological process: vasoconstriction; G protein-coupled receptor signaling pathway; smooth muscle contraction.
AGAGAGUAAGAGAGCAGAGCAUACCAGUGAUUUUUUUUUCUGCUAUGCCAAGAAACUUGCCUUGCCUUUUUGGCUGACAUCACUUUAAUUACAGUUUCCUUGAAGAGAGCCAGUCAGAGACAGGCAGAGUCGAGUAAGGGAGUUUACUGGUGACUGUGUAGUCGGGCAUCUGGACACUUCACAUUGCUGGAGGAAUGACUCUUCAACCUACAAGCCUCCCAACUCUCAGCACCACAGUAUCAUAUGGAGACCUGAACAACACCAAUGGCACUCAUUGUCCAGACCUGGAAGCCUGGGAGUGGCUCAAUGCCAGCCAGCCAGUGUAUAUUCUGAUCAUCAGUGUUUUGGGAAUCGUGUUCAACGUGUUUGUCCUGACAAUUUUCUGCCUCCACAAGAAGGCCUGCACCGUGGCUGAGAUCUACUUGAGCAACCUGGCUGCUGCCGACCUUCUCCUGGUGUCCUGUUUGCCCUUCUGGGCUGUCAACAUCGCCUAUGAUUUCAAUUGGCCUUUUGGUCGAUUCAUGUGUAAAAUCAUCAAUGUGGGCAUUAAGAUGAACGUCAACUGCAGCAUUUACUUCCUCGUUCUGGUGGGCAUAGAUCGCUAUGUGGCGCUGGUGCAUACGAUGUCACAUGGAAGAAUGCGUAGGCCAAAGUAUGCCAAACUAGGUUGCCUGCUGACAUGGGGUUUCGGUUUGCUCCUCAGUGUCCCCAUGCUCAUCUUCAGGGAAGUGAAAUAUUUCCCUGAGUAUGGUAUCGAUGCAUGCUUUCUGGAAUACCCAAGCCACACUGUAGAGCUGCUCUGUGAUGGGAUGUUGAUCGUUUUUAGCUUCAUCAUUCCCGUUUCAAUCAUCUCGUUCUGCACUUUCAAGAUUAUUCUGGCUUUGAAGGUCCAAACAAUAGGUAGGGUAAAUGCUGAGAAAACAGAGCAGAAGGCCACCACUCUGGUGCUGGCGGUCCUCCUGGCCUUCCUCAUCUGCUGGGUGCCGUUCCACAUAGUCACCGCAGUGGAUGUGCUGUUACGAGCCGACGUCCUGGGAGGAUGUCACCUCACGGCUGUCAUAGACAUCUGCAACCAGAUCUUCAACUACUUAGCCUUAUUCAACAGCGUUCUCAACCCCAUCCUGUACGUUAUCGUGGGAAAGAACUUCCGGAAAAAAGUUCGAGAGGUUUUCCAGCAGUGGAGCGUUAAGAAAACAGUGUCCUCAGAGUCCACACGAUCAAACCUGACCUCUACACUCAAGACUAUGCCAUAAAACACUUGUGUCAAAAUACUUCUCAACUGAAAAACAAACUUUAUAGAAAGAUUGAAAGAUGUGGUUAACUGGCAUCUAAUAGUGUUUAAAUGAUAAGUUCUGGUUGAAAAAUGAGAUGGAAGUAGGUGUGGAGUAAUGGGACCAAAUAAUCCUUCUUCAAGAUGCUAUUUAAAAAACUCUUUCUUUAAUUAGGAUGAAGAACUAUGAUUACAUGUGUGGGGUUGCUCAAGGCUUGAAUGUUACAUCUAGAAGUAGUUAACAUGUUACAGACUGCAAAAAAAUAUUAUCUUGUGUCAACAAUGUAAAAAAAUAUGCAUCAUUAAGCAUGAACUAAAAAACAAACAAACUUGUUUUUCAUUGGUUCAUAACAGUUAAAUCAUACCUUCAAUGUACAGAUCUACAUCUGCCUGGUUGCAGUGAAGAAAAAAAAAAAAAGCAAAUAUAUAUUUUCAUACAUCUCAUAUUAUUGAUAACUCUGAAGAUGCAAAUAGUAUCACUGUUUGUUCAAUACGUAACCAUCAAAUAAAACAUACUUAUGGUUUUAUA